GCGUACUCAACAAAGGAGACUACGAUAUUCGACAAAAAAUCAAAAUACCUCGAAGACCUUAUUUCAGUUUGACGCCUGUCAAGCUAUGUUGUCUUCAAACUUGGUGAUUGUGAAAAUGCCGAUAAAACUGCAUUGAAAACGUAUUUUGGUCCUCAAAAUAUUGACAGGGGAUAUUGGGCUUCCAUUAGUGAAUUUCUGGGCAAAACAAACAAUAGCUGAAUGAAAACUUUUUGAAGAUGAAUAUACAUGAGAGAGCUCCCCGCUUCCUUCCUGGGGUCAUGCAGGCCAUUGCAGAUCUCAAAGACAGUCGUGGAUCUACGCAGAACAAGAUUAUAGAUUACAUACAGACGGCUGUGACUAUGACCAACCUAUCUCCGAAGCCAAGGAACAUUGCCAUACAAGUGAAAAAGGCAUUGCAACAUGGCGUCAGUAGAGGUCUGAUAAAUCAACGUAGCGGCAAGUAUAGGCUGGCUUUAGACCAAAAGGACUUUACCAUCUACAAGUCUUUGAAGAAGACGGGUUCUCUGCCUCUUAGAAGAGCACCGAAGUCAGCCAAAUUGCGCAAAGUUAAAUCUGCGAUGCCCAGACCCACGGUGUGUCGUCGAAGGAGCGGCAGACGUAGUAAAAAUAAGAAACGCCGGCGCCGCAGCGGAAGGCGUCGCCGAAGACAGUCACUAGGAGAUGGCGAUGAGAGGGACAUACAGCCGACGACUAAAAGUGAACAUUCCGUCCAGAAACAUUCAUCUGAAGUUGAACUACAAUCCGCAGAUUCAAAACAAUCAGUGGUGGAACAAAAAAGCCUGGACACUCUGAGUGGAAGUUAUAUCAUUUAAAAAUGGAAUUUAUUGUACGUGUAAAUUAUAGUGAAAUGUCCAUUGGAUAUAUAAAAUGUGUAAAUAUUUGUGUACAUAAACUCACCUUGUUUGAACCUCAA
Molecule: messenger RNA, 934 nt
Organism: Acanthoscelides obtectus
Lineage: Eukaryota; Metazoa; Arthropoda; Insecta; Coleoptera; Chrysomelidae
Source: the annotation of a GenBank genome assembly